AUGGAACCAGACACAAAUCAUUUGUCCUUACCUGAACCAUCAGAAAAUCUUAUACCUCUGGAGCCAACCAACUUUUAUCUAUCAUUAUCAGUACAGUCACUACCACUUUUGGAAACAACUGAUAUUAAUCUGUUACUCCCUUAUUCAUCCUUACUAGCACAGUUGCAGGACCUUAUGCAAUUACUUCUGAAAAUAGCUGAUACCAAUCUGCCACUUUCUUAUUCAUCUUUAGUACAAUCACCUGCACUUCUGGAUUCAACUUACGCCAAUUUUUCAAACAAUUUGUCAUUUUUGACUAACUUUAGUAAUGAUCAUCAGCUAUCUAUCGAAAGUGAACAAAGGUCACUGGAGGAAAGAGAUAAUGAAAUUGGAUUUCUGAUACAGAUUUAG
This is a messenger RNA of Dentiscutata erythropus, 390 nucleotides long. The record is from the annotation of a GenBank genome assembly. Lineage: Eukaryota; Fungi; Glomeromycota; Glomeromycetes; Diversisporales; Gigasporaceae.